This is a messenger RNA of Populus nigra (black poplar), 5389 nucleotides long. RefSeq names its product DEAD-box ATP-dependent RNA helicase FANCM. Gene Ontology annotation, biological process: replication fork reversal; double-strand break repair via synthesis-dependent strand annealing; interstrand cross-link repair. The transcript has 28 exons. The record is from RefSeq and is a predicted model, not a curated record. Bases 119 to 5155 code for a protein of 1678 amino acids. Gene Ontology annotation, molecular function: ATP binding; four-way junction DNA binding; hydrolase activity. Lineage: Eukaryota; Viridiplantae; Streptophyta; Magnoliopsida; Malpighiales; Salicaceae.
UUAACUUUUCAAGUUUUGCCGCCAAUCAAUCAUCCUCCUCUCUUUCUCUGCAUCUCUCGGCCAAAUCCAAAUCCAAAAAAAAAACAAAAAAUACACAAAGAUUGUUGUGAAUUUGAAAAUGACAUCAACAGUUCCUUUCCAAAUAAUCGACGACGACGACGAAUUUGAUUGGGAGGCAGCAGUCAGAGAAAUCGAUGCCGCUUGUCAAAGAGCAAAUAACCCUUCAUCUACUACAAUUAAUCAAGCUUCUUCUUCCAAUUUUACCCCUCCCGUUAAUAUUCUUAAUAAUUCUUCUUAUUAUUCAUGUACAAAGACUGGGACUUGCAAGCAAUCCACGCUCGAUAAGUUUAUUGGCAGAGCGAAUACGCCGGUGAAGCCAACGGUUGAGGUCCGACAUCAUCAGGGUAAUGGCAUCAUCAACAGUGAUGGGAGGCCGUGUUGCGUUGAGAUCGAUGCCGAGGCAGCUAAAACUUGGAUUUACCCAGUCAAUGUACCUCUCCGGGAAUAUCAAUUAGCUAUAACAAAGACCGCAUUAUUUACAAACACAUUGGUUGCAUUGCCAACUGGGCUCGGAAAGACGCUUAUUGCUGCUGUUGUUAUGUAUAACUACUUCAGAUGGUUUCCUGAUGGUAAAAUAGUUUUUGCUGCUCCUUCUCGACCGCUUGUGAUGCAACAAAUAGAAGCAUGCCAUAAUAUUGUGGGGAUACCACAAGAGUGGACAAUUGAUAUGACCGGCCAGGUAUGCCCUACAAAAAGGGCAUGUUUUUGGAAAACUAAACGAGUUUUCUUUGUUACUCCACAAGUGCUGGAAAAGGAUAUUCAAUCUGGAACAUGUCUGGCAAAAUACUUGGUUUGUUUGGUAAUUGAUGAGGCUCAUAGAGCAUCAGGAAAUUAUUCUUACUGCGUAGCAAUUCGCGAGUUGUUGGCCAUACCAGUGCAACUGAGAAUAUUAGCAUUGACUGCGACUCCAGGAUCAAAACAGCCGGCUGUCCAGCAUAUCAUUGAUAACUUACAGAUAUCAGCUCUUGAAUAUCGUAAUGAAAGUGAUCCUGAUGUCAUUCCAUAUGUUCAUGACAGAAAGAUUGAACUAAUUGAGGUUGCAUUGGGGAAAGAAGCUGUUGAUAUUAACAAACGGCUAUUGGAAGUGAUACGUCCAUAUGUGGCAAGGCUUUCUACACUUGGACUUCUCCAGAAUAGAGACUAUCAAACAUUAAGCCCGCCUGAUUUACUCAACUCAAGAGAUAAAUUUCGCCGAGCACCUCCUCUGGACCUUCCCCAGAACAGAUAUGGAGAAAUUGAAGCUUGUUUUGGAGGUCUUAUUACUCUUUACCACAUCCGUAAGCUCCUUUCAAGCCAUGGAAUAAGGCCAGCAUAUGAGAUGCUGGAAGAAAAGUUGAAACAAUGGUCAUUUGCAAGACUGAUGGGUAAAAAUGAAGAUAUUAGGAAAAUAAAGCUUUUAAUGCAACAAAGCUUGUCUCAUGGUGCACCUAGUCCCAAAUUGUCAAAAAUGUUGGAAGUACUUGUUGACCAUUUCAAAACUAAGGAUCCACAAAACUCAAGGGUUAUAAUUUUCUCCAAUUUUAGAGGAAGUGUAAGGGAUAUAAUGAACACAUUAGCAACCAUUGGAGAUCUGGUUAAAGCAACUGAGUUUAUUGGUCAAAGUUCAGGAAAAGCAUUGAAAGGCCAAUCACAGAAAGUUCAACAGGCUGUAUUGCAGAAAUUUCGAGCUGGGGGAUACAAUGUAAUUGUUGCAACAUCAAUUGGUGAAGAAGGCCUAGAUAUCAUGGAAGUUGAUCUUGUAGUAUGUUUUGAUGCUAAUGUAUCACCAUUGAGAAUGAUUCAACGCAUGGGAAGAACUGGAAGGAAGCAUGAUGGACGAGUUGUAGUUUUAGCUUGUGAAGGGUCUGAGUUGAAGGGUUACAUGCGAAAGCAAGCAAACAGCAGGGCAAUAAAGAAGCAUAUGCAUAAUGGGGGGAUAAAUAGCUUCAGUUUCCAUUCUAGCUCAAGAAUGAUUCCUCAUAUUUUUAAACCAGAAGUCCAAUUUGUUGAGCUGUCAAUUGAACAAUAUGUUCCUCGUGGAAAGAAAGUGAAGGAUGAUAAUACCAUUCAGACACCAGUUUUCAAAGAAAAUCUAACUGUUGCAGAGACUGCUUUACUUGCCAAGUAUUUCCACCCCGGAAAUACCUGGACACCAUCUCUGAUUGCCUUUCCUCGUUUCCAAUCAUUUCCAUCCAGAGUGCACAGAGUAAUGCAUUCUCACCGUACAGAGAUGCUGAUUGACUCAAUGCAACAUUUGCAAGAUCUAACAUUUACUAGGGAAUGCGGAGCUUUCUCUGCUGAGGAUGAAGCCUCUUCACGUAAGUGCUUGGAAGCUAACCCUGUUCAAGAAGGGGAUAAUGUCAAUGAAGAUGUUGCAGGUCCAGUGACAUGGGACAAUCCUACAAGCACCAAAUCACAGGAAAAAGUAGUAGAUUCUGAAGAAUCACCCAUACAAACCUUGAGACCUGACAACAAGCACAGUAUGCUGGAUCUUAACAAACUAUGUCGUCCAGCUCAUUCCUAUCUGUUUGGUUCAGAUUAUGUAUCUGUAGAUUCUCUUGGGAAGGUCCUAAUUAUGUCUGUCCCAUUAUUUCCUUCCGAAGAAGCAACACAUUCUAAGGGUCAAAGUUCCUUAAAUCAAAAUUCUUGCUGUUGGAAGACUCCAGGUCAAAAGGACGAAGAAUUAACCACCCCACACAAAUCCUCUAUGGACCUGACAACUUCUGAGACACAGUACAAAAUGAAUGCCACUCUGGCAAUAUCUAGAUCAUCUAACUCUAUUUCCCAGCAAGAGAAAACAUUGGAUCUGAUGGUGACAAUUCCCGAGGCUCCAAUUUUGAAGAGAAAUCUACCAAAUGAAGAAGAUUGUGCCAGCAAGUCUCUUGAUGUUUUGGGAAUCAAGGCAUCGUCUCUGCAGGCUGAUGAGUUCAAUAAUAAUUUCAAAGAUUCUGAGCUGAGCCCCCGAUUAACAAAUAUGAUUCAAAGUGGUAUUGUUCCAGAGUCUCCAAUCAAUGACAACGGACUGUUAAAUGAUGAAGGAACAAAUGAAUUUAUUGUUCAGGACCUCAUUUCACCCACGAAACUGUGCACUGAACUGCCGUCAAAAUUACAGAGUUCACAAAAAAAUGAAACUGUCAUGAAUAGUCAUGAUUGUCAAAUAAACAUUUCAGUUUCUCCGAGUAAUAAUGAAAUUGAAACUCCUCUACUAAAGGUGAAGAAUGUUGCAAGAAAAGGUAGAUUUAUGUUAAUUUCUCCAGUGGUUGAGGAAACUGAUUCUCCUUCGGCAAAUCUUACAAAAAGCAGCAACAGUAAAGAUUGGCUUUUGAGUUCUGGAAACAAGUUAGAAGAUGUUGAACGAGUUUGCAAGUUCAAAAGGCUGCGGAAAGUUGGAGAUAUUGGGGAGAGAAAAAAUUCAAAGGGCACAAUAGAAAAUUCUACAAUCCCUAUCAAAAACCUUAAUAGAUCCUUUUCAGGUAAAAAGAAGCGAGUUGGCAAUGCCAGGGCCUUCAUUGAGGAGGAAGCUGAAGUAUCUUCGGAAGCUGAAAUAUCUGAUGACGAGGCAGAUGACCUGGGAAACAGUUCAAAUGAUGAUAGUUUCAUAGAUGACAGGAUAAAUCCAACAGUGGCAAGUGCUGAUUCCAAAGCUAGCAGAGCUGACAUGAUGGCAGUUUACAGGCGUUCUUUGCUCAGCCAAUCACCAAUGGCAAGGGAAUCUAGUUCUAGUGCCACCUUUACUCCUGAUUACGGGGCGUCUACAAGUAGAAUGAAUGGAAGUGGGAGCUCCUCGGUCAAGACACCUCAAACUGAUUCAGCCAAUCAGUCUGCUGGAAGGGAUUUAGGACCCUUCCAAAUCAACCAAGAGAGGAUCUCUGCAGCAAGGCCCUGUACAACCACUGAUUUUAAGAGAGAGAACGAGACAAGAUCAGAAACCAGGAAAGGAAAUUUUAGUUUUUGUCAAUCAUCUAUUCCUGUUCUGAACUUAGAGCAAAAGUUCUCUUCGCAGUCAGAGGUACCAGAGAAAGCAUCAUUCCAGCAAGGUCCGGCAGAUGAAAUUGAUGCCAAUGAGGACAUAUUCUAUGAUGAUUUUUUUGCCACUCUUGAUCUUGAUGCUGUGGAAGCACAAGCUACAUUACUUCCCAAACAACGAUCAGACUUGUCCGUACAAAAGCAGGAUGUGAUUCUAAAAUCAGACCUACAAAGUUCCCCAUCAUUUGAUCUUGGGAUAUUGGUCUUUUUGUUUAUCGAUUCAGUUUUUGUUUUCAAGUGUGGUUUAUCUGUGGAAACUAAUGAGUCUGAUGUAAAAAAAGAAAGGGACUUAAAGAGAGAAGUUAGAAUCAAUGUUAAUAGAUCCUUUUCAGGUAAAAAGAAGCGAGUUGGCAAUGCCAGGGCCUUCAUUGAGGAGGAAGCUGAAGUAUCUUCGGAAGCUGAAAUAUCUGAUGACGAGGCAGAUGACCUGGGAAACAGUUCAAAUGAUGAUAGUUUCAUAGAUGACAGGAUAAAUCCAACAGUGGCAAGUGCUGAUUCCAAAGCUAGCAGAGCUGACAUGAUGGCAGUUUACAGGCGUUCUUUGCUCAGCCAAUCACCAAUGGCAAGGGAAUCUAGUUCUAGUGCCACCUUUACUCCUGAUUACGGGGCGUCUACAAGUAGAAUGAAUGGAAGUGGGAGCUCCUCGGUCAAGACACCUCAAACUGAUUCAGCCAAUCAGUCUGCUGGAAGGGAUUUAGGACCCUUCCAAAUCAACCAAGAGAGGAUCUCUGCAGCAAGGCCCUGUACAACCACUGAUUUUAAGAGAGAGAACGAGACAAGAUCAGAAACCAGGAAAGGAAAUUUUAGUUUUUGUCAAUCAUCUAUUCCUGUUCUGAACUUAGAGCAAAAGUUCUCUUCGCAGUCAGAGGUACCAGAGAAAGCAUCAUUCCAGCAAGGUCCGGCAGAUGAAAUUGAUGCCAAUGAGGACAUAUUCUAUGAUGAUUUUUUUGCCACUCUUGAUCUUGAUGCUGUGGAAGCACAAGCUACAUUACUUCCCAAACAACGAUCAGACUUGUCCGUACAAAAGCAGGAUGUGAUUCUAAAAUCAGACCUACAAAGUUCCCCAUCAUUUGAUCUUGGGAUAUUGUAAUGCAGUGAAAAUCUGUCUAGUUCGCCUCAUACCUUCAAAGAAUUGGCGGAAGCAGGCAUUUUGAAAAUACUCUGGAAAGGUAUAAUCUGUCAAAUAGUCCAACGAGAGAUACGGCUGAUUGGAAGUGUAGUAUAGGUUCGUUUUAAAAUAUAUUUUUAUUUUUAAAAAUUUAUUUUUAUCAUCACAUCAAAACAAUUAAAAAAUAUUAAUAAAAAAAUUCAAAUUUUAAUCCAA